AUGACAUUAAUAUGUGGAAUACCAUAUAUGUUCCUGAUGGUUAUGUGUGUGAAUAAAUUAUAUGCCUUUUAUGCAUAUACAUUUGAUGAAAGACAUCAAAGAAAUUUGUAUACAUCAGAAUGUUUAAUUAAAAAUAAGGAAUCAUAUUCCUUAGAAAAAAAUGACUCUUCAACAAUAGAUAAUUAUUAUAAGUCUAUUAAGAAUGCACCUUAUAUUGAUGAAGAUAUAGUAGAUAAUUAUAAGGAUGAAUUAGAAGAAUUAAUUGAAAUAAAUAAAAAUGAUACAUUAAAUGAUUUGAAAAGAUUAGAUGAAUUUCAUAAUAUAAAUGAAUCACAUAAUAGAGAAGGGAGUGAAAGUAAAUAUGUUUCAAAUAUAUCAGAAAAGGAAAUGACGAAUCAAGAUAAUUGUAGAAAAUCUUCGCAUAAUAAAAAGAGAGGAUAUUCUUUAGAAAAAGAAUUAGAAAAAUUAUAUAGAAUUGCAUUAAAUAAUAGUAAUUUAAAUAAUAAUAAAAAAAAAGAAAAACAUAAUAAAAAUUUAAAAGAUACAAAUAUAGAUAAUGAUACAAAUAUAUGUGUUGAUUACACAUAUUAUGAUAUAUUAAAUAUAAAUGCGAAUUCUAAUUUAGAAGAAAUUAAAGAAAAAUAUUAUGAAGUAGCUUCAAAAUAUCAUCCUGAAAAAAAUAUUGGAAAUGAUAAAGCUUUUAAAAAUUUUGAACUAAUAAAUAGUGCAUACCAAAUAUUAAGUAAUGAAGAAUUGAGAAAAGAAUAUAAUAGUGGUGGACCUUCUAAAAUGAAUAAUAAAAAAUUAAUAGAUCCGUUUGUAUUAUUUAUGUUAUCCUAUAUAUCCAUAAAUAUGAGUGAAUAUGUUGGUAAAUUAAAAAUAGAAUACCUUAUUGAAGAAUCAUUUGAAACAAAUUCAAACUUUUAUGAAUUAUUAUUACCAAAUAAAAUUAUGAAUAAUUAUUUAAAUGUAGAACAAAAAAUAAGAGAAGUUGAAUUAGCUUUAUUAUUAAGAGAUAGAUUAGAAACAUAUUUAGAGGGGGAUGAAAAUUGUAUUGUACCAAUAAAAAAUCAUAUUAAAACAAUACUUGAAUAUUCUUUUUCUUUUUCUAUAAUGAAUUUUGUAGGAUGGUUAUAUGAAUAUUUCUCUAAACUUUAUAUUGGAUAUAAUAUAGAAUUAUCUUUAAUGAAUGACAAUAAAGGAAUAAUGGAAAAUUUGUUUAGAAAUAUAGUUAAAAAGGAAAUGCAUAGAAGUUUAUUAAAUAAAAACUAUGUGAAUAUAACAAAAGAUUCAGAUCAUUUUAUAAUUAUAGAUGAAAAGGACCAUAAUAAUGAAAAUAUCAAAAAUUGUACUGUCUUAUUUAAUCAUAUUAGAUCAAAUAAUGAGAAUAAUAAAAAUUUAGAAGAUAUGACAAGAAACGUACUUAUAUUAAUUAUAUUAGAUAUAAAAUUAGUAAUAAAAAGAGCUGUUGAAAGGGUCUUAUGUGAUAAGGGAGUAAGUCAAUUAACUAGGAAGAAACGAGCAAAGGGUUUGAUAAGUUUGGGGAAGGAAAUACAAAAUUAUACAAAAGAAAUAGGAGACAAGGAUUAUAAGAUUAUAAAUGAGAAUACAAAUAUUUUAGAAAGUAUAAUUGAGGAUAUAAAAAAAUAUAUGGAAAUAGAUAAAAUGAAUUUUUUAAAAGAAAAAGGGAGAAAAGAAAUAGAUAAGAUAUUUUAUUUUGUAGGAAAUAAUAUAUACCGUAAUAAAUUGAAACGUAAUAUAAAUGAAAAAUGCAGACUACUAAAGUUUUUGAAAUAUAUGAUUAAUUCGACGGAAGAAUAA
Molecule: messenger RNA, 1821 nt
Organism: Plasmodium reichenowi
Lineage: Eukaryota; Apicomplexa; Aconoidasida; Haemosporida; Plasmodiidae
Product: DnaJ protein, putative
Exons: 2
Coding region: 1-1821 (606 amino acids)
Source: RefSeq, a predicted model, not a curated record